AUGUUUUCAUCAAUCAGUACGCCAUGCACACGAUGCCUUUUGGCGUCAUGGCUUGGCUUAGCAGUUCUUUCCCUGACUUUCGACGGUCUUGGUGCCGGUGGACAAUGUAAGUUUGAUCUCCAGGAGUAUCAGGAAAGGAGGAUCGCUGCCAUCAAGGGACAAAUACUCAGCAAACUUGGUCUUACUGCCCUACCAACAGAUGACGGCCCAGAGGAGGUUGAUAAACGAACAAUGGAUUUAUAUAAUCUAACGGUAUCACUGCUUGAGGAGAAAUAUCAAAAUGAGAGGCAACAAUGUCAGGGGUUAGCAGGAUCCAGUGAUGACUAUUUCGCGCAAUUGCCCAUCUUAUACGGCAUAGUGGAAACUGAAAUUGAAAAGGUAUCAAUAGAUAUCGGAAAUUAUGCAACAGUUAAGAAACUUUCCAAGUUUUUCCGAUUCGACCUCACGUCUUUCGAAGAUGACAGUCAAGGGGACGAAGUGUCCGAGGCCGAGUUUAGACUUUACCAGGUUCCUAAUGAAAUGAAGGAUACUGAACAGCAAAUCGACCUUUUUCAACUCAUACCCUCAUAUAACAGUACAGAAGAACCUACCAGGAGAUUUUUGACAAGUUGGACUGUAUCAACCACCAGAGAAGGAUGGCUCGCUCAUGACGUCACUGAUGUCGUCAGAGAAUGGGUAGCUGACCCAGAAUCAAACCUUGGAUUCGAAGUGAAUCUAAACUGUGGAGACUAUCUACUGGGACCCGUUACUACAACGCCUGCUGCUAUUACGAAAGAUCAACAUAAACUGCACGUCUUGUUCGCAGAUCCAAGAGGAACCUUUCCAAGUAUGGACAAUGGACGUGGUGAUGGUAACCCCAGAGGAGAAGGAUUCCCCAGUAUUAAUCAUCCUAGGUUAGUUGUCAUGGCACCAGCUAACCACUCAAAGGGAGGCGAAAGCAACAGCGUCAGACGGCGUCGAAGCGCUUCAUACAGCAGUUCUCAGUGCGACCAGAACUCGCCCAACUGCUGUCUUCGCCCGCUCCUUAUCAACUUCCGGCGUGACCUGAAGUGGAACUGGAUCCGUCAGCCUCGCGUCUAUUCACCGAACUUCUGCGCAGGGUCUUGUCCGUACAUCCUGAGCGCAGACACAUCCCAUGCGUCUGUCCUGUCGCUUUACAAACAUCUUAAUCCAGAUGCUAGUCCCUCGCCAUGCUGUUCCCCUCACUCCUUCAGACCUUUGACCAUCCUAUUCUACAACAGAGGAAGACCAGAGAUCAGGCAACUCAAUAACAUGAUUAUAGAAUCUUGUAGAUGUAGCUAGUCCCCCCCCCCACGCACACCUAGAUGGACAUGACGGACCAUUGAAAGAUGGUGCCAUGUAAAUUCAAACUCUAUUUAAAACAAAAACAACUUUUUGGAGGUACUACUUUGGCCUGACUGUGAUGUUGUGCUUUCUACAGGCUUAAACUGUGCAUCAUAUUGGACACUAACCCGGAUGUGCUGAAUGUGACGUCAUAUGCAAAUGACGACAUCGUUAUCAUUUCUUUCUUUUCUAUAUUGAAAAUUGUACUAUUUAUCUUAUUCUAUUUGCCAAAUCGUAUGGAAGGAAUGUUUUGUGGCACUUCAUAAACUGGUGAAUAUGUUAUGACAAGUUGAGUUAAUGUUUAAAUGCAUUCAAAGUUUUGUAUAUUUUAUUGGCCUUUUUGAUAGUUUGGUGAAAAUUGAACGCUUUACGGUGGAAUUCCUUUGCAUUAAAACUUUUCAGAUGCCGACCUUCUCAAUAUGAUCAUGGUCAAUUGUUUCAAAGGCCUUAAUAUUCUCUUUAAAAAAACUGUAUGCUGUCUAUUUAGUGAUAUAAAUCAAUUAUGGGGUAAAGAUUAUUAUUCAGUGUUAUUAAAUUAAUUAUGGGGUAAAGAUUAUUCAUCUAUAUUGUUUUUAUUUUUAUUUUUUUAAAUGUAAAAUGUCUUUUUUUUUCAAUUUGAAGGAAGAUCAGAAUUAGUGAUAAAAAUUCAGAGAUUUAAAAUGAACAUUUCAGAGGGAAUUAAUGGGAUGAGGAAUGCUGUACUACACUGGCAACGAGUUCUGCAUUUUUCAAAAAGUGUAUUUCUGUUAGCUCAUCGACGUUUUCGCAAAAGCGAUGCGCUAAAUUAUUAUAUGCUACCAGACGCGACACAGUUUGUGUUUUGAAUCUUAUGAAAAAAAAAUCAUAUAUAUAUUUCGCAUGACUUUACAUAGAGGUUGAAUAUAGUUGUCUUUCACUGGCACACAUGGCCACUGAAAAUCUCAAAGGAAUGCGUUGGUUUGGGGUUACUUUAAAAAUUGAGUUUAACAAUAAACAAAGGAAUGAUAAUUAGGCCUAUGAUGUGAAUAGAAGUAAAAAGAAAAUAAUCACAUAUUCCUCUACACAAUAUCAAAUAUUUCUGGUUUAUUUUGUCCUUUCUUCAAAUCAACAACAUCUUAUCUGAUUUACAAUACUGAUAAUUUAAUGAAAAUAGUGAAAAUGAUGACUAUCAUUAUAGUUAAAACUGUCAGAGUGUCUAUUCAACCUAUUUUGUGAUAAAAUCCAUAUAGGUGUAUGGACUAGAGUCAUCUCUCCUAUUGAUAAAUGCACGCAAAAUGAAAUGACGGUGAAUUUCUUUGAAAUAUUUAGGAAAAGGUGAUGCCAUCACUUUACCUCUUUUAAAAUGUAUUCUUUAUCUACUAAGUCCUAUUUAAAGAAAAUCUUGAAGUCAUUCCAUACAAAAAUUGAUAUAGUUUUUUAACGUUUGAUAGCGCAUGCUUAGUAAGUUGAUAAUAUGUCAUCUUUAUAUAAAAUAUAGGUUUGUUUGUAUUGAUUUUACAUUAGACUAAGUUUUUUCCUCCCUAAUAUGGAUAGGUGACAUUCUCUUCUUGGUACUCAUAAAAUUAUCCUAUCAAUCUUUUUUUCACAAUUGAUGUUUGUGAAUGUGUUUAAUUAUUGUAUGAGAGAUAUAUUGAUAUAUAAGGCAUCUGAUCAUUGGCAAAUAUGGAGAGGCCAUUUUGAUAAAUGCACUUCACAUUUCUUAUGUGGUUCCUGUCUAGUUAACUUUCAAAAGGUACUAUUAAAUCAUAUGUGGAGCGUCGUGGCCUGGUGGAUUAGUCUCCAAACUUGGAAACAGAGAGUGGGUUCAAAUACCAGCCAUGGCGUAAUUUCCUUCAGCAAGAAAUUCAUCCAGUGUGCUGCACUCGACCCAGGUGAGGUGAAUGGGUACCGGCAGGAAGUAAUUCCUCAAAAAGCUGUGUGCACCUGCAUAGGUAGCCUAGCUUAGCCGGGUAAUCAUAAUAGCAGGGCCCGCUGGGAGAACAGUUUUUGGAACUGAAGUGGCUACCCUUGGUAAAUAUACCGUUAUUAUUAUUAGGCUAAUAUGUGAUUGGGUGUGCACAAAUCUGUCUUAAAAUGCUAAUUGGAAUUUGGGGGUUAAUAAUUCUCUUGCUGAAAUUGGUGAAUGUUUAGAGAAAGCACUUAAACACAAACAAUUGUUCAGAUGUAUUCGCUAUAUAAAAGUGGAUUUUUAUUAUAGCGCAAACUCAGUGUGUAGUCUCUUGAUUGAGUUUUGAGAAGCCGUCUUACCCUAUACAUUAUUUAUCAAAAAAGCAAAUAAAAUGGCAUAUAUUUUGUUCUGACCAAAAAGUAUUUCUGUAUUCAACUACUGAUCUUGGUAAAAAUUCAGAUUUUUAAAAUCAUUUUUAGAAUACACCCCAGGGAGUGUUUCAUCAACAUUUUUGUCCAAGUUGUCCGAUCUGACAACUUUCCUUGAUGUUGAUUGGCUAAGAAGCAGCGUUACUGUGGUAACUGUCGGAUAAAACAUCCAACAAUUCUUUUCACGAUACUCUCCCUUGAUUUUAAUAAAAGCAUAUCUGUAGAAAGGAAAGCCUUCCACUGCUCAUUUUAUACGGUGCUCAAAAUUUACUUUUUUCCCCUAUAAAGUUAUGUACCAUAAAAUUGAACACAUCUUAAAUUUCAUACUUUCUGCUAUGAUAUUGUUACUUCUAUCUUGUGUGUCAUUUUACCCUCAAAUUGUUAUAUUUUCUCAAUGAAUUCAAUUUUAAUACAAAGAACGAAUGUUGUUGUGUGAUUCCUGCUUGUGAUAAUGGUCCCAUAGGGAUAUAGAUAUUGAUAUGUAAUAUUUCUUAUUAUUAAUGUACAUCUUGAAAUUGUUAUUAAAAUUAACGUGUCGGUCAAUGUACUAUG
This is a messenger RNA of Lytechinus pictus (painted urchin), 4191 nucleotides long. Its product is annotated as transforming growth factor beta-2 proprotein-like. The record is from RefSeq and is a predicted model, not a curated record. The coding region runs from base 1 to 1302 and encodes 433 amino acids. Gene Ontology annotation, biological process: transforming growth factor beta receptor signaling pathway; regulation of cell population proliferation. NCBI's taxonomy places the organism in Eukaryota, Metazoa, Echinodermata, Echinoidea, Temnopleuroida, Toxopneustidae. Gene Ontology annotation, cellular component: extracellular region. The transcript is spliced from 4 exons. Gene Ontology annotation, molecular function: growth factor activity; cytokine activity.